AUGCAUCAAAAAAAAUUGGAAGAUUGUAAUUUAUCAAUUGGUUCAAUUCAUUCGCAAUUAAUUAAUGAUAAGUCAAAUAAAUUGCAAAGAAUUGAACAACAUUGUAUUAUUAAUAAUGAAAAUAAUGAAGUUGUAAUUGAUUCGGAGAAUGAAGAAGAAUUUAGUUCAAGUGGAGUUAGUGAAGAUGAAGAAGAAGAAGAAGAUGAAGAAGAACAAGAAGAAAAUAUGUCUACUGAAAAUAGUUUUCAACAAAAUAAUAUUAUUCAAUCAAUGAAUCAAUGUAAUUGUUCAAUUAAUUUACAUAAUCUAUUGAAUACAACUCAAAAUGUUACUAUCACUUUUAAUCAACCGGAAAGUGCUUUAGAGAUAAUUCAAAUGAAUCAUGAUCAGAUGUUUGCACAAACAAUGGCUGCUCUUGCUGCUAAAUAUCAACCUACAAAAUCUAUUAAUUCUCCGGCAACUGAAAAUGAUAUUCUAUCUUUUGUUGGUCCAUGUCCAUUAUAUUCUUUGGCAUCUUCAUUUGGUCUUGAUAUGCAUCAUGGUCUUUCUCAUUUUCCUUGUCGAGAUGUAUAUGUUGGUGAUAGAAAUCAUAUUUCAAUUCGUCCACUUUGGCAACAUUUAACAUCAUCUCAUAAUUUAAAUCUUUCAUCAUCAUCUCUUCUUAUAUCUCAUAUUCUUCUUCAUGGUUAUUCAUCAUCAAGUCCAAUAUUAUUUAAUUCACAUAAUACAAAAAAUAUUCUUCGUACAACACCACGUUAUUCAUUAAUUAAAAAAUGUCCUUUAACAACAUAUGGUGUUUAUGGUAUUCAAUAUGAACAUGGUACACGUUUAUGUUCUGGUUAUACAUAUAAUACAAAUAUUUAUUUACAUUUAACAUCAUUUCAUAAGAUGACACAUAAUGCAUCAUUACGUUUAUCACGUGCUAUUGCAUUUAAUGAUAAACAAUUUAAAUUUGAAUUUAAUGAAAUUAUUGUUAAUGAACAUAGAAAAUAUUCUUUAGUGAAAUCAUGUCAAAUAAAAAAAUCUUCUCGAUUAAUUCAUCAUCAAUGUCAUCCAUUGAAAAAAUUUAUUAAAAAAAAACCGGUGAAAAAUAUUUGA
Molecule: messenger RNA, 1098 nt
Organism: Rotaria sordida
Lineage: Eukaryota; Metazoa; Rotifera; Eurotatoria; Philodinida; Philodinidae
Source: the annotation of a GenBank genome assembly